Molecule: messenger RNA, 1020 nt
Organism: Orbilia oligospora ATCC 24927
Lineage: Eukaryota; Fungi; Ascomycota; Orbiliomycetes; Orbiliales; Orbiliaceae
Exons: 1
Coding region: 1-1020 (339 amino acids)
Biological process (GO): protein phosphorylation
Molecular function (GO): ATP binding; protein kinase activity
Source: RefSeq, a predicted model, not a curated record
AUGGACAUAUCUUUCUUUACGUACGGUGAGAGACCAUGUUUGAUAUACCCUAGAGCAUUGGGGACCCUGGAACACCUUUUGACAAGGAAUUUUGCAUGUCCCUCGGGCGAUGUAACUUCACUGAACCUCUGGAGACAACUGAAAAAAGUCAGCGAAGGGAUAAAUUUCAUCCAUAAAUCUCUAGAAACGCAACACCUCGACCUGAAACCCGGCAACAUUUUAAUUUUCGAGAGAGGCGGUAGUUCGGUCAAAAAGAUUGAGAACGGAAGCGGACCAGCAUCGCCACUUUCCACGUCCUCGACUAGAUCCCCGCUUCCCGGUAACUUUAUAAGCGACGCAAUAUUUAUGAUAGGUGAUUUCGGUCAUCGAUCUGUAGUAACUCCUGGUGCAGCCGAGUGGGGCCCUCCAGACGGCCCACAUAAUCGAUUCGAGCUACAAACUAACGAAGCGAAUGAGCUUUACGAUCACUGGAGCUUUGGUGCCAUUUUAUUAGAAGCUGCCGUAUACGAUAGAGCACGAGAGUCUGAUGAAGGAAGCGAUGACAUUGCUGUCAAUACUUUCAGGCACAAGAGAGCGAAUCUUGAUCAGGGGCUUACGCCCGUUAUCAAUACGAAACUCUACGUUCUCGGAGAGAACGGCAAAAACGGUCUAAAGCGCACAGUUUCGGAUCAGAUUGCGAACAUGGAAACACUAGAGGAUUAUAAAUUAGGCGAAAGUGAGAACGGUUAUACGCGAAUGCCUGCGAAGUUUUAUCGUGAUAUCGCUGGAGAUAUUAGCCGGCUUCUGAGCAUUUCUCCAAAGAAAAGGAGGUCUGAAAACGGUAUCAUGUCUAUUGAGCCUUAUGGAUAUUACCGAGAAGCGCUGAGAACAAAUCCCGCCUCUUUUUCGCAUCUGAUUUCGCAGUCCGGGCUUAUUUCACCAAGUUCUGAGCACUUCCGAGCCGAGAAUAACAAUUCCAGCGUCGCUCCACCAAAUGGGGCUGCACGAAGUUUGGAUCUAAACCAGCGUGAGACUUUGUAG